Messenger RNA from Penicillium oxalicum, 1614 nucleotides. RefSeq lists its product as uncharacterized. Lineage: Eukaryota; Fungi; Ascomycota; Eurotiomycetes; Eurotiales; Aspergillaceae. Gene Ontology annotation, biological process: transmembrane transport. The record is from RefSeq and is a predicted model, not a curated record. Gene Ontology annotation, cellular component: membrane. Gene Ontology annotation, molecular function: transmembrane transporter activity. The transcript has a single exon. The coding region runs from base 1 to 1614 and encodes 537 amino acids.
AUGUCUUCCAUCGACGGAUCCACGAUGCCUAAUAGCAGGCCCCUGAGCAAAGAGGAAAUUGACCGACCCGACGAUUUGCCCUCGGGACCGGGCGGUGCUGGCGAACCCGACGUGAAUGGGCCUCCUUCCGCCUUUUCAUCAACCUUCCACGAAGCCCUCUUCAUUCUCAUCGUCGGCUUAUCGCAGCUGUUCUCCGUGGGUGGCCUUGGAAAUGCCGCUUUCUCGAUGGAAGAGAUUGGCCGGGCGCUGAAUGUCACCAGCAAUGGACAGAUGUCCUGGUUCUUGGCCGCAUACUCUCUGUGUGGUGGUGUCUUUGUCUUGGUGACUGGACGACUGGGUGACCACUUCGGCCACAAGUAUGUCUUCAUGUUCGGAUGGUUGUGGAUGGCUCUCUGGUCUUUGAUCAGCGGCUUUGCCAAGGACGUGAUUCUCUUCGAUAUCGCUCGCGGCAUGACUGGUAUCGGUAACGGUGCACUAGUCCCCAACUCCUUCGCCCUCCUCGCGCGUGCAUUCCCGCCAUUCUCGGUCAAGAAGAACAUCUCCUUCGCUUUCCUGGGCUUCUGCGCACCCUCGGGGUACAUCUUCGGUGGACUCAUCGGCGCUGCCUUUGCGGAGAAAGUCACUUGGCGAUGGGGUUUCUGGUUCUGGGCCAUUGGCUGUCUCGUCCUCGGCGUCGCGACCUAUUUCGUGAUCCCUCACAGCGUGGGUUCGCCCGUCCCGGGACUCAGCCUCAAGCAGUUUGACUACCUCGGGUCCGCUCUCGGCGUGUCUGGUCUCAUCCUCUUCUCCUUUGCCUGGAGCCAAGCUUCCGUGGUAGGCUGGCAAGAGCCGUACGUCUACGCGCUUCUCAUUGUCGGAAUUCUCUUGAUCGUUGCUUUUGUUUUCUCGCAAUCGCGCGUUAAGUCUCCCGUUCUCCCCAACUCGCUCUGGACCCGCAAGGGCUUCUCUCCCGUCGUCACGGCCAUGGCGUUUGGCUGGAUGUCCUUUGGCAUCUUCCUCUACUACACGACCAUCUUCAUUCUGACCAUCCACAACGCCCAGCCACUCACGGCUGUCGCGCAGAUGGUCCCGCUGGUCAUUGGCGGUAUGUUUGCGACUGCCUCGGUCGGUAUCUUCAUCGCCAAGGUCCCCGCGCAGUACAUCUUCGGAGUCUCCAUGUUCUCGUUCUUCAUCGGUAACCUGCUCAUGAGCUUUGCCAACUACUCGAAUGUCUACUGGGCUUUCAUCUUCCCCGCGUGUCUGCUCGUGGUCGGUGGACCAGAUCUGUCCUUCGCUUCGUCGGGAAUUCUCAUCUCCAACGCGGUCUUGCCCGAAGAGCAGGGUGUCGCAGGCUCGUUCAUCUCCACCGUCGUGCAGUACUCCAUCUCGAUUGGUCUGGGCAUUGCCGCCACUGUUGAGGCUCAUACAAACAACAAUGGCCAGGAUGUCAUCCGUGGGUACCGUGGUGCGCUCUGGCUCGGUAUUGGCUUUGCGGCCAUCGCCUUCUUCAUUGUGGUCGCUUUCAUCCGCGAUAGCCGGUUCGAUGAGAAGGAGAGCGACAAGCUUACCGCGGGUAGCACUGCGGGCAGCACGGAGGGUGCCUUUGAGAAAUCUUCUGACAACGGCGAUGCUUGA